AAUAUUUUGCUAAAAAAAACAGCAUCCAAUUUUAAGAAUGAAAAAUACAAAAAUUUUGAAAAUCUAAUAUCCAUAGCUUUUCAUUGUUAAAGCAAAAAAAAAAAGACUGUAACACUAAUGUUGUGGUAUUAUCUGUUUCCUAUAAAUACCAUUCCUAUCCUUCAUCUUCCUCUACAAACAUAACAUGGCCUCCUAUCUCUUUCUCUCCCUAUUUCUCUUCUUUCCCCAUCUUUAUGCUUCUUCUUCUUCUUCAGUAUCUCACUCCUGCUCUCACCACGAAGCUGCUUCUCUAAUCCAGUUCAAGAAUUCCUUUUCCAUCACUCAGACAGAGAAUGCUACUAUGUAUUGCGAUGAUUUUGCUGGCCUUAAAUCUUAUCCCAAGACAAAUUCAUGGAAGGAGGGUACAGAUUGCUGCUCAUGGGAUGGGGUCACUUGUCAUCACCUAAAUGCUCAUGUUAUUGCCCUUGACUUGAGCUGCAGUUGGCUAUAUGGCAACUUCCCUUCCAAUACCACUCUCUUCCUUCUUCCUCACCUUCAAAAACUCAACCUUGCCUACAAUGAUUUUAAUCUUUCCAAAAUUCCAUCUGAGUUUGGUCGGUUUGAAAGUCUAGUAUAUCUCAACCUUUCUCACACCAAUUUCGUAGGAGAGGUCCCAUCCCAAGUCUCCCAUCUGUCAAAAUUGGUUUCACUUGAUCUCUCAUCUUGGAAUUAUGACUCUGAGCAAUUUACAAUUGACCAACAUGCUCUGGAGGGACUUGUUCACAACCUAACCGAGGUCAGACAUCUGUUUUUGAAUAGAAUCAACAUGUCUUCUAUUAAUCCUCAUGUCUUUAUGAAUCUAUCCUCUUCUCUAAGGUCUCUCAGUCUUGCUUAUUGUGAUUUGCAAGGAAAAUUCCAAAAAAACCUUUUUGAUUUGCCAAACUUCUUACAACUCACUCAUUUAGACUUGUGGGGGAACCAAUUGAGUGGACAAAUUCCAAGAUCAUUGGGAAACCUCUUGCAACUCACUUAUUUAGACUUGUCGUAUAACCAAUUGAGUGGACAAAUUCCAAGAUCAUUAGGAAACCUCUUGCAACUCACUCUUUUAGACUUGUGGGGGAACCAAUUGAGUGGACAAAUUCCAAGAUCAUUGGGAAACCUCUUGCAACUCGCUCAUUUAGACUUGUGUGGGAACCAAUUGAGUGGACAAAUUCCAAGGUCAUUGGGGAACCUCUUGCAACUCACUCAUUUAGACUUGUCGCAGAACCAAUUGAGUGGACAAAUUCCAAGGUCAUUGGGGAACCUCUUGCAACUCACUCAUUUAGACUUGUCGCAGAACCAAUUUAGUGGACAAAUUCCAAGAUCAUUGGGGAACCUUUUGCAACUCACUCUUUUAGACUUGUCAGACAACCAAUUGAGUGGACAAAUUCCAAGAUCAUUGGGGAACCUCUUACAACUCACUCAUUUACACUUGUCGCAGAACCAAUUAAGUGGACAAAUUCCAAGAUCAUUGGGGAAACUCUUGCAACUCACUUAUUUAUACUUGUGGGAGAACCAAUUGAGUGGACAAAUUCCAUCGUCAAUUCUAAACCUAACGCGGCUUGAAAAAUUGGUUAUGACAAAAAAUUCAUUAGAAGGUUCCAUUCCAGAUGAGGUAACUGCUUUUCCUAAUCUAAUAUAUUUAGACUUAGUUGGCAAUUUACUCAAUGGAACGCUUCCGUCAUGGUUGUAUACUGCUCCAUCCUUAAAGGAAGUACAUCUCUCUCAAAAUCAAUUCAGUGGGCAUAUCAAAGAAUUCCAAUCCAAAUCACUAGAAUAUUUAGAUAUAGCAAAUAAUAAACUCCAAGGUCCUCUUCCAUCUUCAAUAUCCCAACUUCUCAAUCUUACCAAGCUCAGCUUAUCCUCAAAUAAUCUUAGUGGCGUCGUAGAGUUGAGCAUGUUCUCAAACCUUCCAAAUCUCGAAUAUCUUGUCCUUUCAUAUAACAGUCUAUCCUUAACAUCUAAUAGCACUUCUAGUGUUAACCAUAUAUUGCCUAAUCUUACAGGCUUAUUUUUUUCAUCUUGCAAUCUUAGUGAAUUCCCCCAAUUUUUAAAAGGGCUUAAAAGUUUGGAAAGUUUAGACCUCUCUUGCAACAGAAUUGAAGGCAAGAUUCCACAGUGGAUGCAAGAGGUGGGGAAUGACUCUUUGUCGUAUUUAAAUGUAUCCCAUAACUCUUUGACAGAAGUUGAGCAGUUUCCAUGGAAGAAUAUUGAAGUUCUUGACUUAAGCUCCAAUUUGAUCCGUGGAAAUCUUCCGAUUCCAGCUUCGACGAUCAAUGUUUUUCUGAUCUCAAAUAAUAGUUUCAAUGGAGAGGUCUCUUCUUUAAUCUGCAAUGUCACUUUUCUUCGAAUUCUUGAUUUGUCCUACAAUAACUUGAGUGGAACAAUUCCGCAAUGUUUUGGAAAUUUCAGCAACAACCUUCAAUUCUUGAAUCUGAAGAAGAACAAGUUUUAUGGGACGAUUCCUCCAACAUUUGUAAAGGGAUGCCAAUUGAGUAAUUUCAACUUAAAUGGAAAUCUGUUAGAAGGGCCUUUGACACCAUCCAUCCUUAAUUGUAAUGGUCUGGAAGUGCUAGAUCUUGGUAACAACAAGAUUAAGGAUACAUUUCCUCAUUGGUUGGGAAGUCUUCCACAGCUACAAGUUCUUGUACUAAAGUCAAAUCAAAUGCAUGGUUCCUUGCAUGACCAUAGCUCCAAGUCUAGCCCUUUUUUCUCUAAAAUCCAAAUUUUUGACAUCUCAAGUAAUUAUUUUUCUGGACCCCUACCAGUGAGAUACAUCAACAGCUUCAAGGCUAUCAUAAAUCAAGAGAAGAUUGGUAGUACAGUGUCGUACAUGGGGGUGAAUGAUCAUGAAGGUCGUGGCUUCUAUACCUAUUCCAUUGGAAUUGUUAUGAAAGGACAAGAUAUGGAAUUGGUGAAAAUUUUCAACAUGUGGAUGAUCAUUGAUCUAUCAAACAAUCAGUUUGAAGGGGGUAUUCCAAAAGUUAUUGGGAAGCUUAACUUACUGAAAGGGCUCAACCUUUCUCAGAAUAACCUUAAUGGUGGUAUCCCCCCCUCAAUAGGGAAUUUGACAAGUCUUGAAUGGUUGGACCUAUCUUCAAACAGGUUGUCUGGGACGAUUCCAAAUAGAUUGGCAGAUCUGUCAUUUCUUUCAUCCUUAAAUGUUUCAGGAAAUCAACUCCAUGGUCAGAUUCCUCAAGGCAAACAAUUCAACACAUUUGGAAAUGAUUCAUAUGAAGGAAAUAAGGGACUAUGUGGGUUUCCAGUCUCAAAAGGUUGCAACAUCAUUGAGCCAGCACCUCCAAAUGUGCUUGAAAAAGAUGGGUCAAAAUCAAACAUUGCUUUUGGUUUGAAAGUGGUGUUGGUAGGUUAUGGAUGCGGAGUAGUGUUCGGAAUGUUCGUGGGAUAUGUUGUUUUCCAAACUGGUAAGCCGAAAUGGUUGGUGAAUUUGGUUGAAAACCAACAUGAGAAGAGGCGAAGAAGAAAGUCAAAGAAUGGCAAUCGCAGCAAUAAAUGAAGAAGGAUCUAAUUACUGCAAAUGAUGUUCAAGCAUUAGUGUUGUAUUUUCACAAUUUCUUGUUGUAUAGACCAUUUUGCCUAUGGUGAAGGGUUGCAUUGGUAUGUGUCUGUCUUUAUUAUUGUACCAAUUCCUCUGUCUUUCAUUGCAUUUCGUACUCUCUGUAAUGGUUUGUUUGAGUGUAAAAUUUUGUAUGGUGGUGUUGUUUAUGUCUUCUUUCAUGACUUUGAAUUUAGUCUCGAUAAUCUUUGCUACUGCUCACUAAAGGAGAAA
Molecule: messenger RNA, 3808 nt
Organism: Gossypium arboreum
Lineage: Eukaryota; Viridiplantae; Streptophyta; Magnoliopsida; Malvales; Malvaceae
Product: receptor-like protein 53
Exons: 1
Coding region: 185-3535 (1116 amino acids)
Molecular function (GO): protein binding
Source: RefSeq, a predicted model, not a curated record